UUUAUGGUCCUGGGAUUCCUCACGUCAAAGGCAGACUGAAGCCUAUUAUCAGUGCUCACAGGUUUAUUCCCACAGAAAGUACUCCAAACCCCCUGCUUGCCAGUCCAGUCAGGCUCUGUCAUUCACUCAGCAUGAGGAGAUGGCAGCAUCUCUCUCCAAUAAAGACAGAUCCACCCUGUCCCUCCCAAUACCAAAGAGACUUUAUGAACAUCAAGCUACACCAUGGAGAAGCUCCACUGAAGAAAUCAGUCCACCUUUCAUCCACAAUCUUUCUCCGGACAAGAAGGAUCAUGAUAGGGCUUUGUUCCCCCCAACCAAUUACCCUAAUACCCAUGAAGCUGAACCUGCUUUGGCUUGUCACCAAGUUUCUUCCUGCCUUAAAAUAAGUGAAGAGACUGAUAAUGACACAUCAGGUGCACAGAAAGAAUACAGAAAUGCAGAGUGCUGGCAUAUCCCCAGGAAGAAGCUAGACCAUGCUGUAGGUUCGGAAAGCCAAGAAAAGUGGAAGCUACUUCUAUCCAACCCCACUAAAGAGGUCAUCAGUGGAGAAGAAGAUGGGGGCAUACUCUAUCACCAGUCAGAGGAAGGGGUUCAGCAAAUAGUGGAUUCCGAAAAUAUGCAGGCAGGUACAGCACAAAUGUCAGACCGAGGACAUGAAAUGCAGGAUGGAGUAACGUGUCAAGAGACAAGACAUUGGGAUGCACCCUUGCCAAAUGAGAAAGGAUCAUCCAAUGAAAUGCAAGGAUUUAUAUUCUUGGGAACCAAUGAGAACACUAGUUUAGAGAGAAAUUUGAAUUUGGUAUUUACAAGUAAAAUGGACAAAAGCUUCAAUUGUUAUUCUGAGGAUGCAAAGUCUGGGCAGAAAGAACAUAAUGACUUUGAUUACAUAGUUAAUACACAUGAAAUCAAAGUUGAACAUUCAUCUAGCAUUGAGGAUAAAGAGAUGUCAGUGGGAUGUCUUCUGGGCGCUCCAAAAAAGAUCUUGGUAUCUUCAGAAAGGGGAGAUCACAAGUGGGGUCACUGCCAAACUGAAAGCCCUCAGGAUGUGAGUCAGACUGUGACUGGAACAGCAGAGAAGGAAAACACAGAAAACCCGCUGGUGCAGUGUGAGGCCACCAAAUUAUUCCUGGGUGACACCACUGCUGAUAACCUGGAGAGAACCACAGAGGAAGGAAUAGAAGUAAUGGAGGUCGGUCUGGAAGUGCAGAGAGAGAGCAGUGCAGGCCUUGAUUCAAGCAGUGAAGAUAAAAUUGAGACUGAGCAGCACUGUUGUUCUGAUGUCCAAAUAAGAGAAAGCCAGUGUCAGACAGAUUAUAGAGGGGUCAGUGAGUUACCUGGAGGAGACAGUGAGCCAGGAGAGAGGGGGGAAGACAGAAAUGAGUAUGUGAUGCCACCUGUGGACAGCAAAAAUGGAAAAAAUUCAAAAGCACACUAA
Molecule: messenger RNA, 1435 nt
Organism: Perca fluviatilis (European perch)
Lineage: Eukaryota; Metazoa; Chordata; Actinopteri; Perciformes; Percidae
Exons: 3
Coding region: 140-1435 (431 amino acids)
Source: RefSeq, a predicted model, not a curated record